GGCGCUGUGGGGGUCUGGACUCUGGACGGUGGAUGCUUGGGCUCGUCGGCAACCGGACAGGAGGAGGACAGCAAGGCGAAAGCAACCGGGGCGUCGCAGGUCCGACGGGCGGCACGUGUCGGCGAGCGUGACAGCGGCGGCAGAUCCGGGCCUCCACGUCCGUAUCCAUAUCCAUCCAGCAAACACGGAAGAGAGAGAGAGAGGCGUUGUUAUUUUGGACCAGUUCCACCGCUUAAUUUGCAGGACCGCCACCACCGCCCGCGGCGCCGACGAUCACCUCCGGCGUGCGCGGAUAUGGGGCGCCGCGGCUCCUCCGACCGCCUCGAGGCGCUCUCCCUCGAGAUCGAGCGCAAGCUCCAGAAGGCUCUGGUCUCCAACUCCCAGCGUCUUCAGAUACUUCAGCAAUUGUUUGCUGACAUUGCAUUGAAGGUCGAUGAUCGUGCUCGAGAUGCGAUUAUGAGUGAGAAUGAUGAUGGCAUUGCUCCAGUAGAUGAACGGGAAGAUGGUUGGCUAUGCUUCUAUGAGAUUCUUUCCAGUCAUUUUGUUAGAGUGCCUGAAAGUGGCAGGCGUAUACUCGAGUUGAUAGUGCAACUCUGGAGCCAGUCCUUCGCGUCCAACAUAUUUGCACUUCUUUUUCACAAAUGGUUGUUUGAAGCCCCUCUUGAUGAAAAGGAAAUAUCGCUACGAUAUAGCUCUGCUCUUGUUCAAGGUGCUACAAAUGUAUUUUGGAUUGACAUACAGACAAAUACAAGACAUUUUCUCUCUUUGUAUCAUUACCUCCUUGAGGAUGUUGCUCUAGUCCCUGACCGACUUACUAAAAUAUCAUUACAGGCUGGUAGAGACCUUUUCCUUCUACUCUCUAGAUUCAUGUUCUUCUAUGAUCAAGAUCACUUGCUUUCUAGUUUCCUAGAGCAUUUCCCCACUUUUCCAAAUUCCUUCUUGGUUGGUGGACCAGCAGAUUACUUUGUAAUUGAACUCACUGAUCAGCUUCAAAAGCUAAAAAUUGAGCCAGUACUACUGCACUACCUCUCCCGCAUGAGCAUACUUCAAGGGUUGGAACUGAGAUUGAGUACAAGCACCAGAUUAAAGGCCUGCCUGUACAGCUUCACUUCUCCUGGUGGCCCUACUUACCCAACACGAGCGGUGCGGCAUGCAGCCUGGAAUACAUUGGAUUUGCUGUUCCCUAUCGGUCGGUACCCAAGGCAUGUGAUCAGCCUGUUCUUCCGGCUGCUGUAUCCGUGGUACUGGCCUUCCUCUUGCUGGAACUUCGUGAUGACCUGUGCCAUGACUGUCUACUACUACAUCCUAAACCUGCUGGUGUCAAGUUGGGAGAAACUGAGGCGGCCCAGUCACCAGAGAAGGCAUGGUGAAUGAAGACGUGGCAGCCCAACAAGUAGCACCUUGUGUUGUUGUUGUUGUUGUUGUUGUUGUUCAUUUUCUUUCGUUUGCGCAAGCAGUGUUGUAGUAAGUUGGCCAGCUUAUGCGUUUGUCCAAACAGCAUCUCCUGUAUAAACUGCUGUGUUUGUUCAGUUGUUGAUAUAGGAAGAGGAACGGAUGGUAAAUGAAGAGAGAGCAUGUGCGUUUCUGGAGUCGUUUCUUAUCAGGAUCUGCAGUGUCCUGCACCCAUUCAUCUCCAAAAUCUUUGGACGGACUAUGGACAGACUCCAGAAGGAUUGCCUAGUGGUACUACUUGCUUUGCGUAGAUGGAAGUUGAGUUGCCUCCUGCUGCUUUUUGUUUACUGGGUUGCUGGAUACCAGUCACACUAAUGGCUAAUUGGUCCAGGCCUUUGAUUUAUAUUUGUUUUGGACUGCGUUGAGCAUAACCUGAAUGACUGUAAAGAUCUGGAGGUACAAAUCUUCUGUCAUCCGUUUGGAGGACAUGGUCUCUGUUGGGAUUAAGUUGCUUGCUGCCAGUUUUUGUACCUGCUACCAAGGGAAAGGGUAGUGAUUUAUUAUAUUAUAUC
Molecule: messenger RNA, 1964 nt
Organism: Sorghum bicolor (sorghum)
Lineage: Eukaryota; Viridiplantae; Streptophyta; Magnoliopsida; Poales; Poaceae
Exons: 11
Coding region: 295-1374 (359 amino acids)
Source: RefSeq, a predicted model, not a curated record